GGAGUGGGGGGUCAUGGAAAUCUGAUCCUCUUAUCCUGACCACAACACAAAGGAAACCAGUAAGUAGCAACCAAACACAUCCAUGCCAAGUGGUGAAACUCAAAAAACACAGCACACAAACUACUAAGCAUGGCGGGGAUCGUCGGAACUUCCUCCAUUGCAGCACUCUUGGCCUCUACACCCUUUGCCUCUCACUCAUCCAAGAAUUCCUCUUUCUAUCUUCCUGUAGCUCCUGGGGUGAGUUCGGGGAGGAAAUUCUAUGGAGGGAUUGGAGUUCCUCUCAAGAAAGGGCGGUCUCAAUUCAGUGUCUCAAUUUCUAAUGUUGCCACUGAGAUUAGUCCUGCCCAAGAACAGGUACAGAAGCUUGCCGCUUCCAAGGAGAGCCAGAGGCCAGUUUAUCCUUUUGCAGCUAUAGUUGGGCAAGAUGAGAUGAAAUUGUGCCUCCUCUUGAAUGUGAUUGACCCAAAGAUAGGAGGUGUGAUGAUCAUGGGUGACAGGGGAACAGGAAAGUCUACAACUGUUAGGUCGUUGGUGGAUUUACUCCCCGAAAUCAAAGUAGUCUCUGGCGAUCCAUUUAAUUCAGAUCCUGAGGAUGCGGAAGUGCAGGGACCAGAAGUACGGGAUAAACUUAUGAAAGGCGAUGAACUCGCUGUUGUCUUCACCAAAAUCAACAUGGUCGAUUUGCCUUUGGGCGCUACAGAAGAUAGAGUUUGUGGUACAAUUGAUAUUGAGAAGGCCCUUACUGAAGGUGUGAAGGCAUUUGAGCCUGGUCUUCUUGCAAAAGCCAACAGAGGAAUUCUUUAUGUGGAUGAGGUCAAUCUUUUGGAUGACCAUUUAGUAGAUGUUUUAUUGGAUUCUGCUGCCUCUGGUUGGAACACCGUCGAGAGGGAGGGAAUCUCGAUUUCACAUCCAGCCAGAUUCAUACUCAUUGGAUCAGGAAAUCCAGAAGAGGGUGAACUUAGGCCGCAGCUUCUUGAUCGAUUUGGAAUGCAUGCACAGGUUGGGACAGUGAAGGAUGCUGAACUCCGAGUUAAAAUUGUGGAGGAGAGAGCCCGAUUCGAUAGAAAUCCCAAAGAAUUCCGUGAGUCUUACAAGGCAGAGCAAGAUAAGCUCCAGCAACAAAUUGCGUCCGCCAGGAGCGGUCUCUCGUCUGUUACAAUUGAUCAUGAACUUAGAGUUAAAAUCUCCAAGGUCUGUGCUGAGCUGAAUGUUGAUGGAUUAAGAGGCGAUAUAGUCACGAAUAGGGCGGCAAGAGCUCUGGCUGCCCUAAAAGGAAGAGAUAAAGUAACUGCUGAGGAUAUUGCGACUGUCAUCCCUAACUGCUUGAGGCAUCGACUUCGUAAGGAUCCGUUAGAGUCAAUUGACUCAGGCUUACUUGUGAUUGAGAAAUUCUAUGAAGUUUUUAGCUGAGGGAGGUAACUUUUGCAUUAGUAUCUCAUUUUUGUUACAACUGUACUGCAAAUGCUACUAUUGACUUUUGAUAUCAAUUUCUACUCAACUCAAAGUGAUCGACUCUAGAGCUACAAAAGAACAGAUAGGCUUGAGUAUAAGAUGAUCUCUUUUAUUGAUGAAAUUUACAUUUUGUAACAUGCUGUUAUUAAAGCUGAUGAACGAAUGUUUAUGGCUGAUGUAAGAUAUGUGAUUUCUGCUCGGGCUUCA
Molecule: messenger RNA, 1659 nt
Organism: Sesamum indicum (sesame)
Lineage: Eukaryota; Viridiplantae; Streptophyta; Magnoliopsida; Lamiales; Pedaliaceae
Gene: CHLI1
Product: P-loop containing nucleoside triphosphate hydrolases superfamily protein
Biological process (GO): chlorophyll biosynthetic process
Cellular component (GO): chloroplast stroma
Molecular function (GO): ATP hydrolysis activity; ATP binding; magnesium chelatase activity
Source: RefSeq, a predicted model, not a curated record